UUGACCCGAGCUUGCCAGCGUGGGCUGGCCAUGCAUGACAGCCCGCCGGCGCCGGCGACAAAACCGCCGGUCGCAUUCAGAGCGCCCGACUUCUUCACGGCUGGGUCGUCGCGUUGCGUGUUCGUGCCCGCGGGCUUUUCUGAUCGGGCGCGGCCGGAAGGCGCGGGCGCCGUCCAUGGCGUGGAAUUUCAAAAUUUUCGGUGGCGGCCGGCGUCAGGCGGCGGGUGAUGGUGAGAGUUGCAUGCUGGAUGGAUCUGCAGAGGGCUUGGAUCUGACUGCGUCGCACGGCCAUCUGUACUCUGUGGCCGUUGUUUUCCUUUCGAUGAUCCAUUUUCUAGCCACUUCGUGUGCAGCAGUGGAGUCUGUUGGCGAGAUGAAAGGAUUCCGAGUUGAUGCAGCUAGCCCGAUCACGAUUCAAGGAAGUCUAUGCGUUGGCAAGGAAGCCCGCGGCCGUUGCCUAUGGAAGGCGACGUCUUUUUUGGUGUCGAGCAUGUGUGCCCUUGGGGCUCUUGUUCUGUUUGAUAUUCCUAUGUUAGUACUCAGCCUAUGUUGGAGGCUUUAUUAAUUUAAAGUCGGACGCUUCUCACGACUUCGUUCUAAAAGAGCAUUUCCCAAAA
This is a messenger RNA of Hordeum vulgare subsp. vulgare (domesticated barley), 617 nucleotides long. RefSeq lists its product as uncharacterized. The transcript is spliced from 2 exons. The coding region runs from base 35 to 565 and encodes 176 amino acids. The record is from RefSeq and is a predicted model, not a curated record. NCBI's taxonomy places the organism in Eukaryota, Viridiplantae, Streptophyta, Magnoliopsida, Poales, Poaceae.